Nannospalax galili (Upper Galilee mountains blind mole rat) is the source of this 1842-nucleotide messenger RNA. RefSeq names its product putative pleckstrin homology domain-containing family M member 1P. The record is from RefSeq and is a predicted model, not a curated record. NCBI's taxonomy places the organism in Eukaryota, Metazoa, Chordata, Mammalia, Rodentia, Spalacidae.
AUGAGUGAGGAUGUGAGCUGGGGUCCUGUAAAGCAGCUUUCAGAAAGCAAGAGCUGGAUUUCUGAAGAUGACUUCUACCAACCUCCCCAGGAGUGUGCGUCUGAGAGUGCUUCAGACCUCUCCACACUUCCUUCACUAGAGACUCUGGAAUCGAGGCGCACUCUCCACAGGCAUUUUUCUCAAGGACGUGCAGCCCCAGCAGUGCAGGAGCAUAAGAACUUCUGUGUGGUGCACAGGAGGCAGAUGGGCCUAUCUAACCCAUUCCAGGGCCUCUUGAAGCUGGGCACAGUGUCCUGGAGGGGGGCCAUGGGCAUCUGGAAGGAGCUGUUUUGUGAGCUGUCCCCUCUGGACCUCCGCCUCUACCUGAGCGAUGAGGAGCGUACAUGUGUGGAAAGCUGCUCCCUGUUAUGAUAUGAGGCUGCUGGGCCAGCUCACAGUGACGGGCGCUUUGAGCUGGUCUUCUCUGGCAAGAAGCUGGCCCUGCAUGCUUCUUCCCAGGAUGAGGCCGAGGACUGGCUUGACCGAGUGCAGGAGGUCCUGCAGAAGGCCUGGCCUCAACAGGAGGAUGAGUGGGUGAACAUCCAAUACCCGGACCAGCCUGAGGAUGCCCCAGAGGCUCCACCAAACAGCCUCUUCUCUUAUGCAGCCCUGGUCCCAGAACCUGCUGACCCCCAGGGCAUGCAGUUAAAUUGGACAUCUGCCCAGGUUCCAGAGCCAGAUGCUAUCAAAGAGUCUCUUUUGUACCUAUAUGCAGAUCAGACCUGGGUCCCCUAUAUUUUUUCCCUGUCCUUGGAGAAUUUGAAACGUUUUUGUGUAAGAAACAAUGAGAAAAUGCUAAGCGAUAGCCAUGGAGUGGAGACCAUCGGAGACAUCCUGCCAGAUGCAAGCCUUGGGGGCCCAGCCCUCUUCAAAAUCAUCACAGCCAAGGCUAUCCUGAAACUGCAGGCCAGGAACACUGAGGAAGCUGCCCUGUGGAGGGACCUGGUCCGCAAAGUCCUGGCGUCUUAGGUGGAGUCGGCUGAGGAGGCUCUAACACUUGGGGGAAGUCUGGAUGAAAAGUGUCAGGAGGUGCUGAAGUUUGCCACCAGGGAGAAUGGCUUCCUACUGCAGUACCUCGUGGCCAUCCCCACCGAGAAGGGCCUCAACUCCCAGGGCUGUUUCUGUGCAGGCUGCUCCCAGCAGAUUGGCUUCUCCUUUGUACUACCCAAGCUCUGUGUCUUCUCUGGCCUCUAUUACUGUGACUUUUGCCACCAAGACAAUACUUCAGUGAUUCCACCCAGGAUUAUCCACAACUGGGACCUCACCAAACGCCCGGUGUGCCGACAGGCCCUGAAGUUCCCGGCACAGAUUUGGGCCCAGCCUCUUAUCAACCUGCAGCUAGUGAGCGCCUCUUUGUAUGAGCAUGUGGAGCGCAUGCACCUCAUCAGCAGGAGCUGGGAACAGCUAAAGCUUCUGGGGGACUACCUGGGCCUGUGCCGUAGUGGUGCCCUGAAGGAGAUGAGCAAGAGGCUAAGCCACAGGAAUUAUCUCUUGGAGUCUCCCCACAAAUUCAGUGUCGCUGACCUCCAGCAGAUUGCAGAGGGAGUAUAUGAAGGCUUCCUCAAGGCCCUGAUUGAUUUUGCCUCCCAGCAUGUCUACCACUGUGACCUGUGCACCCAGCGAGGCUUCAUCUGCCAGAUCUGCCAUCAUCACGACAUCAUCUUCCCUUUUGAGUUUGACACCACAGUCAGGUGUGCCAAAUGCAAAAUUGUCUUCCACCAGAGCUGCCAGUGAGUGGUGAGGAAGGGGUGUCCCCGCUGUGCCUGUCGGCGCAAGUACCAGGAACAGAACAUUCUUAGCUAA